UGCUGCUGCUGUGGAUUUGAUUGACAGGAAACAUGUCGGUGUGGUUGGAGCGAACCUGGAUGCAGCUGCCAGCUCAGGAGACGGGGAGUACCUGCGCCCAGAUCACAUAUCACCUUUAAAAUGACAAUGCGUCGCUCGCUAACAAGCGAUCCGUUGGUGACGAAGCGUUGAACAGCUUGUUACAUCUUUUCAAAAUGAACAACCGCUAACUGGAUUGAGCUAAUUCAAGCGCUCUGCUCAGAUUUGUGUGUCUGCCUGUGCAUCUUCAUAGUGUGUGUGAUAUCGUCUCAGCAUCAACACUCAAUCAGAGACACCUUGAUGAAACACCAGGAAAUACGAGGACUGCUGCAAUGGAUUCGUCUCACACAUCUCAAGUCUCGUAUAUAAACCCUUCAUACUACAAUAUGUCAUCACACCUUGGUUGGCAUUUUGCAGCUUCUUCUAUCUGAUGGGGUUUUCCACUUUUAGGUUCGGUGUAGAAUUUUUGUAAGUGCAGAUAAAAAAUUAACGACCACUGAGGGCAAACUAUGGACGAAGAGAAUAUGACAAAAAGCGAAGAGCAGCAUCUUAGUUUGGAAAAAGCCUUGCAACAGUGCGAGUUGGUGCAGAACAUGAUAGACAUUAGUAUCUCCAGUUUGGAGGGGUUACGAACCAAAUGUGCCACAUCCAACGACUUGACACAGAAAGAAAUACGGACGUUGGAGGGGAAGCUGGUGAAGUACUUCAGCCGGCAGCUGUCCUGCAAGUGCAGGGUGGCGUUGGAGCAGCGUAGCCCAGAGCUAGAGGACUUCCCCCGCCUCGGACACUGGUUCAGGAUCGUCAACAUGAGGAAGGAGGUCACCCAGGAGAUGAGUCCUGGGGAGGUGACCCUGGAGGCCCUGUUAGGGAUGGAGGACGAGCAGGUGUGCGAGGAGCUGCACAAGUUCGGGGCCAACAAGGAGGAGUGCGCUCGCCUCAACGCCUCUCUGUCCUGCCUCCGGAAGGCUCACGAGUCAGAACGACAGGAGGAGGAGAAAUUCCACAGCAACGGAGCGGGCAGCCAGAUCAAUCAGGACUGGGCCAUCCAGUGGCCCACCUCCGAGUCGGGGAAGGAGAACACCCCGGUGUGCCAGCCCGAACCCAGCCAGUGGAUCCGCUUCCAGCUGUCCCAGAGCCCCCAGGUCCAGACGCGGGGCCUGCAGCAGGCGUGCCAGUCCCCCCAGGCCCUGGGCCCGUCAUGCUACCCGGACCGGCUCACCGUGGACGGCCACCCCGCGGGCCUCCUCCCCUCCCUGGACUCGGGCCACCGCUCGCUGCCCCCCUCGCCCCGCCAGAGGCACUUUGCCCACACGCCGCCGCGGACGCCCCUGGUGGUGAGCACCAUGACGCCCCCGGGCACCCCCCCGAUGCGCUGCAGGAACAAGGUUAAGGCCCCCGGGACGCCGCCCCCCCAGAGCCGCAAGCUCAUCCACCUCCUGCCCGGGUUCACGGCGCUGCACCGCAGCAAGUCCCACGAGUUCCAGCUGGGGAACCGAGUGGAGGACCCGCACACACCCAGAGCGAAGAAGAAGAGCAAGCCUCUGAACCUGAGGAUCCACAGCAGCGUGGGCAGCUGUGAGAACCUUCCGACCCAGCGCUCCCCGGUGCCGGGCCAGCGCCCCGCACUCCCCCCCCUCCACACCGAGCGCUCGCUGCGCUCCUUCUUCUUCCCCACCUUCAUCCCCUCCACCCCCCCGGUGCACUCGGACUCCUCCAACCCCUCCGCAAACACUCUGUCAGUGCCUCGCUGGUCCCCUCAGAUUCCCCGAAGAGACCUGGGAAACUCCAUUAAACACAGGUUCUCCACCAAGUACUGGAUGUCCCAGACCUGCACCGUGUGUGGGAAGGGAAUGUUGUUCGGACUCAAAUGUAAAAACUGCAAGCUGAAGUGCCAUAACAAAUGCACCAAAGAAGCCCCGCCCUGCCAUCUCCUGAUCAUCCAGCGAGGAGGACGAGACUCGCUCAAAGACCACCAAGGAACAUCCCAAGCCCGUUUGGUGCGGACCGAAUCGGUACCGUGUGACAUCAACACGGCCCUCAGAUACACCGACCUGCACAUCAGCCAAACUCUGCCCAAGACCAACAAGAUCAACAAGGACCACAUUCCUGUCCCCUACCAGCCAGAUUCCAGCAGCAACCCCUCCUCCACCACCUCCUCCACCCCUUCCUCCCCAGCACCGCCCCUGCCCUCCAGCGCCACGCCCCCUUCGCCGUUACACCCUUCUCCGCAAUCCGCCCGGCAACAGAAGCAGUUCAACUUGACAGCCUCCAGUUACUUCAAAUACAAGCAGCAGUUCAUCUUCCCCGAUGUGGCCCCCGAGACCCCCCCCAGCCGAGCACCCCAGGUGGUCCUGCAUCCAGUCCUGUCAGAACCUGGAAAUGUGGGGAACCCUUUACUCCAGAUUGAAGUCGAACCGACGUCAGAUAACGACGAGGGCAACGGCGAGGCGGAGGACUCGGGCGACGAGUUCGAGGAGAUGAACCUGUCGCUGCUGUCGGCCCGGAACUUUCCGCGCAAGGCCAGCCAGACCAGCAUCUUCCUGCAGGAGUGGGACAUCCCCAUCGAACAGCUGGAGAUGGGCGAGCUGAUUGGGAAGGGCCGCUUCGGCCAGGUGUUCCACGGGCGCUGGCACGGCGAGGUGGCCAUCCGCCUCAUCGACAUCGAGCGGGACAACGAGGACCAGCUGAAGGCCUUCAAGCGGGAGGUGAUGGCGUACCGCAACACGCGCCACGAGAACGUGGUGCUCUUCAUGGGCGCCUGCAUGAGUCCUCCUCACCUGGCCAUCAUCACCAGCCUGUGUAAAGGCCGGACCCUGUACUCAGUGGUGAGGGACGCCAAGGUGGUCCUAGACGUCAACAAGACUCGACAGAUAGCACAGGAGAUGGUCAAGGGGAUGGGCUAUCUCCAUGCAAAGGGGAUCUUACACAAGGACAUGAAGUCCAAGAAUGUCUUCUACGACAACGGCAAAGUGGUCAUCACUGAUUUUGGACUCUUCACCAUAUCUGGGGUUCUACAGGCGGGAAGCAGACGGGAGGACAAGCUGAGGAUCCCCAGUGGCUGGCUCUGUCACCUGGCUCCGGAGAUCAUCGGACAGCUCUCCCCCGAAACCGAGGAGGACCAGCUCCCCUUCUCCAAACAGUCCGACGUCUUUGCGUUUGGGACCAUCUGGUACGAACUGCACGCACGCGAGUGGCCUUACAAGAACCAGCCUGCUGAGGUGAUCUUGUGGCAGGUGGGCAGCGGGAUGAGGCCCAAUCUCACCCAGAUUGGCAUGGGCAAAGAGAUAUCGGACAUCUUGUUAUUCUGCUGGGCCUUCGAACAAGAGGAGAGGCCGAGUUUCUCCAAGCUGGUGGAGCUGCUGGAAAAGUUGCCCAAAAGAAACCGUCGCCUCUCACACCCGGGGCACUUCUGGAAGUCAGCUGAGUAUGUCAAAUGAGCUAGGGACAACACAACCACCACUACCCAUGACUCGAACAACUCCUUAAGAGUCCUAGAGCCAAUCAAACUGCCUCAGACUGUCUUGAGUUUGUGGAAUGUCCGCAUGUGUGUGUCAGAAACGGUUUGGUUUCUUAAAUUCCCUUCAAUCUAGAGGUUUCCGCCUCCUUCUGAACUCGCAUCUUCUUUGGUUUAUGAUUUAAUGAUGUGGAAGAUAUAUUUUGUUGGUUUCCUUUAAACUGACUGUUCUUUUUAUAGUUUCUUCCCUGUAUUUAUUUGUGUUCCACGUUUUGUUAUGACACUGUGUCAUGGUUUACGUCAUUGUGAACUGAAAGAAUGCAUUUUUGAGAACAAACCGCUGUCGCUUUCGUGUUCCUUUCCUUUGGUGAAAAAUACUGAAUGAAUGUCAAUCUUUUACGAAUUGUCAAUUGUGUAUUUUCAAACCAUUGUCUUGCCAUUUCUCAUGUCUGUCUGCCGUAACAGUCGUCUGUUACCUCACGGUGUCUCAUGCGUGAAUGUUCAUGGAUGUUUGCCUCUGAGCUUUUAUCUUAAAGUAAAACAUUAUUAUAUACCGUUGAAUGUGAAAAACCUGCCGUUCUGCUAGUUUGGAUGGUAGGAUAAGUACCUUGGUAGGAGACUGUUCUCCGAUCGGCCUGUUGCUUUGAUUAUUGCCUGUGAACAGUAGUGAGACGUUUUCGCUACGGCGCAGCAAACAGCUGUUGACUCAUCACUCUUGACUCACUGGGACAUUUUCACUACAAAGUGAAAAUGUUGACCCUUGAAUUGUAUCUUGUUACAAACUUGCUAGCUAAUCGCACUGGAGAGAAGCUGUGACUGAGCCCUUGGAGAAACUAGCAUUUAAUGUUUCAGAGGUCAGUGUUGGAAUAGACAUAUUCAGCUCUGAUUGUACAUUCGUUGAUAGCAUAAUGCACAUAACCAUUUGUCAACCCACCUAUUACAAAGCACUUUCCUCUCAGACACAAUGACAGAAGUACAUCCAGUGGUGAACACUGAAGCUACAUGACAUUGACGGGACCAUUAGGAAAUCAUUUAUCGUCCUGAUUGAUUUAGCGGCGAUAACUGAAUUUGAAGUGAUUUGCGGAGGAAGUUGGAAUCAAUAUUGACAUUGUCAGAGUUUCCAAAUCCAUAAUGCUAAUUGUUUGCCUCUCUGGCGCGCGGUCAAGGUAGUGAACCUUGUAACUUCCCUUUUUCCUUUUCCACAUCCGACAUAUCAAUGCACCGACCAUAGCUGUGUUUUGUAUUUCACAUCUAUUUCAAAAUCACUGUCCGUGUGUGGAACAUAGGAAGACUGAGGCGUGCCACAGUGGGGACACGUGUCAGGGUAGGGGCUGUAUACUGCUUUUCAAUCUUUACAAACAAGUCUCGCAGACACAGACCGUUCAAUUGUGUAAAGAGCCAUUUCUACGUCAUUCUACACGCAGCUACUGGUGUUGGAAAUGCAUACAAACAAUUUGCUGCUGUUUUUUGGAGUACAUCUGUCUAUUUUGGAAUUGCUGGAAUUCAUAUUUGUACUGUUGAUAACUUUUAAGUGCAUGAGAUGGACCAGAAAGAUAUAUUCUUGUUGUUAUGAAUAAUGGGACCCUUCAGCGCGAUAUCUCCCCACGUGAUCACUCUGUUGUACUGUAAAUAACACCAACACAUGAAAUGGUAACAGCUGAAGUUUUAUCACAGUUCUACUGCAAGCUUUGUAAAAAAAAAAAUGUUUUAAAAAGCGAUGUUUAAGAGAAUGAUUGCUAUAUUAUAUUUAUACAGUAUAAUGACCCUAUUGUGAAAGGAACUAGCAACAUGCGCAUUUCCUGGAAAACAGAGUAAAACACAAACAUGAGAGACAUUUAGUGCCAAGUGUACAUACCAGAUUGUAGACCUUGUUUUAUCGACUUUUGCCGUAAUUCAAUAUUUCAUGUGAACUUUGACCUCUUUUUUAUGUACGAAUUGUGUUGUGCCCUUGUCGUAUUUUUUGUUGGUUUCACUUUCAUUUCUUCAUUUUUCCUUCUGAUAUUGAAUACGCAUUGAUACUGUGUUUCUUUUUUCUGAUUGAGUCCCUGUAUUGUAGAGUAUAGUUCCAAACAGCUUGUAUUAAAUGAUGCC
Messenger RNA from Hypomesus transpacificus, 5563 nucleotides. RefSeq names its product kinase suppressor of ras 2 (gene ksr2). NCBI's taxonomy places the organism in Eukaryota, Metazoa, Chordata, Actinopteri, Osmeriformes, Osmeridae. The coding region runs from base 528 to 3455 and encodes 975 amino acids. The transcript is spliced from 21 exons. The record is from RefSeq and is a predicted model, not a curated record. Gene Ontology annotation, biological process: protein phosphorylation. Gene Ontology annotation, molecular function: protein kinase activity; ATP binding.